This is a messenger RNA of Electrophorus electricus (electric eel), 981 nucleotides long. Its product is annotated as uromodulin-like. Lineage: Eukaryota; Metazoa; Chordata; Actinopteri; Gymnotiformes; Gymnotidae. The record is from RefSeq and is a predicted model, not a curated record.
AUGAUUGAUGGGCUGCAGGUGUCUGAUUGGCUGGAGGAGAGUGAAUGGGGCUGUGAGGGUGAUGGGCUGUACGUGAACACCACAUCUCCAGUUCUUGAACCCUCAUGUGAUGCAGAAUCUAAAAUGGCCCUGACAUCCCCUCAAGACGACUUCUCAUUUGACCCUUGCAACUACUAUGAUAUUGUUGAUGAUUACUGGAGGAACACAAUUGAAAUAUACAAUUUUUACAUUGGUCAUGACGACACCAUUGUUGAGUGGGAUGGCUGGUAUCGACUGUUUCUCCAGGGCAAUAGUGCUUGUCAAGCCAGAUGUAUCGAUUCCAAUGCCUACAUACUGUGCAGAUACACCAACUGGAAUGGCUGGUACCCGCUCUUUUACCAGGGAAAUAAUGUUGAGAUGCCAGAUUCAUGCAAAAUGUCCUAUGUUACUGAGGGCAUGUGUGGCACAUUUAUCCCUCUCUGGCUCAAUGGUGCUCAUCCACAGCUGGUAGAUGGUGUGGUCACACGGCAAGUGUGUGGGAGCUGGAACAGUGACUGCUGUUAUCACAACUCCUCCCCCAUACAAGUGAAAGCUUGUACAGGAGGUUAUUAUGUAUAUAAGUUUAUGAUGGUACUAGUACACCAUCUACCACCACAGCCCACCACCGUCAUCACCACUGCCUUUAAUGCAACAGUGGAGCCCUGUGAGGAGCUGAACUGCACUGGGGACGAGUGUUGUGGGAAGACAGAUGAUGUCUAUGGAUGCUUUUGUAAUCACGAUGAAUCUAGACUACUCCCAGAGUCUUAUGAUAUUAUUGAAGUGUGUGAGGGGAGCUCUGGCACCAUAUCUCUGUCCAUCUGUCAGCUCUUUGAAGCUGGUUUCCCUGGUAACAGCCUGCACCUGAAUGACCACAGCUGCAGCGGAACAGUUCAGAAUGGCAGAGUGAUGUUCCAAUUUGAUAAUGAUGACCACAUCUGUGGCACAAACCUCAUGGUGCAAUAA